GUCAGCACUCUGUAGGUGCCUUACAAAUAUUAUGUAUAUUCUUCACUCAGAGUAGGCAUAGAUGAGAAAACGGGGGCUCAGGAAAGUGAAAUAAUUCACAUAAGUUCCCAUAGCUCAUAAGUAGACACCCUUUUUAAAAAACCUUUUUAAAAAGGAGAAGCCCUUUUUAAAAAAAAUUUCUCAUUUGGUGCUGUUUUGAAAAGAUGAUGUAGGAAAGACCAUUUUAAGGGGGAAGGGAAAGGCUCAAGUCAGACAAGACUCACAUAGAUGAAAGCCUCUUGCAAGAAAGAGUAGGUGUAUGGCACAAGAGAACCAAAUAUAGCAGUUGUCACUUUGGUACUAGAAAGGGUUAGACAACCCAUCCAAUGUCCCAACCUGAUGCAUCUUAAUUUCUGAAUUUAAAAAUACUGGACCCAAUUGGCAAGCAUUUGUAUACCAUAGUCUUCUGUCUCCAAAACAUGAUUUUUUCUCACAUCAUCCAUACCUAACAUUACUCCUUAUACGAUGUUGGUAAAAAACAAAACAAAACAAAGCAAAACAAAACCUGUAGAAGCAAUGUAGACCCUUAUUUAGGAAGGAAAAAGAUAUAUAAAUGAUUCAUCCAUAAAUUGACAUAGAAUCGGUCAGUGCUUUCCUUUAACCUUUAGUUUUAAUAUGGCUUUAACCUUUAGUUUUAGGUUUAGCUAUGCCUUCCAGUGACUCUAAUGAAAAGGAAGCUGUAAAUGGAUUUGAGUUAAUUUCUUGCAAGAAGUGAGUAUCUGGCACAGAAAAGUCAUUUCUUCGAUACAAAGGGUGGAAAGAACAAAUUAAAGACUAUAUUUUAAUAACCAAAUUAAUUAAAAUGAAUUGUCAGAUUUAAGCUUUAAUACCUCAGAGGCACUGAUAUUGCCUGUUUCUGAAAUGAGAUGGCAGAUUCAAAAAAAAAAAGAAAGAAAAGAAAAAACGGCUCUCUAUAUUGAAAACUCUCCUAACCCACUCCUUUUAAUUGUGAAGUUAUGAUAUAAUUUACAGGGUAAAAUAGAAAUGUAUCUCUCAAGGAUAUUGUAAAAACAUACUUAACAUUUUGUCACUUAUGGAGCUUCAGGCAGAAGGAUUUUUCUUUUCUCUAUAAACAAGUAACAUUUAGAAAAUGACAAUAUUUAUUAAGUUCUUUGGAGUGUUAUAGGUUGUACAAACCAGCCCCAUCCGUGGCUCCUUUUUCUUUCCUGCAGUGGUUUAGCUGCUUAACUACAGUAAUUCAAAAGAGCACCAGUUGGUUUAUCAUUGAUAUUCUGGUUUUUCCUUUCAUACUGAUCACCUAGUCAAAGCAGCAGCACUUAGAUAUGUAGCUGUUCCUGUUGAACUUUGGCUUCUCCCUGAAGGAGCAGAAGUGGAGAUGAGGAGCCCCAGAAGUAAUUUCUCUGGGCUACUGGCUGCAGGAUCCAGAGUGGCUAGGGUCUUUUGCAGGGGCUGGAGGCACAUGUAGACAUCUUAUUAAGAGCAAGCGGGAGGUGGAGUGCAGCCCCAGGUUAUGCCAACUCAAGUCCCUCACCCAGCUUUUCAUUUCAUUUCCCAGCUCCCAGCUCCAAAGAAUUAAUGAUGUAAUAGUGGGAGGUUGGUGACAUGUUGAGGGCUGCAAUGAUUUGUGUAUUCUUUAUUUAGGAGUCUUAUUCUGACUGCAUCUGUAUGAAAAUUAUGGAGAGGGUAGAAUCAUGAUUCUUCAUGUCAACAAAAUGUGGUAUCAGUUCAGGAAAAAAAAAGCCAAGCCAUAGAGUGAAAAGUAAAAUAACCAGAUUCUGCUGUUUUCUUCUGACCUUGAAAAAGACAUAUAACUUCUCUGCAGGUCUCCUUCCUGGAUCUGAGAUGCCGGUGGGUCCUUUCAAGUUCCCUCUCUGCUAGUUAAAUUGGAGUGGUGAGGGAUUUUAUGCUUGAAUGCAGGAAAAUGCCCUCUGCCAUCUGAAACUGUGUUCACGAGGAAGGACUUUGGUAGGCAUCACCCUUUCAUUAAGGGGUGAGUGUGACACCCAGUGUGUUUUGCUGAAGGAACACAAUCUGCAAAUAGAAGAAAGUUUCUUUCCUUUGCAGGCCAGGAGAGGCAGCCAUGGACUGUGCAUUCCUUCCCUGCCUGUCUAUUCCUCCCUCACAGAGCCCACCGUUUGGUACCCUUUCUCCUCUGACCACCCUUGAUGAGAAAGGAAAGUGAGUCCAAAGAGGCCAGUGCUUCCUACUAAACUUGUGAAGUCCAGUUUCACUCUUUGGAAAGGUCCAGCACUUGUGAGCUCAGUUGUUACUGCUUCAGUCAGCCAUGUCCUUCAGUGCCACCAUUCUCUUCUCCCCACCCAGUGGCAGUGAGGGCAAAUGCUGUUGCUGUGCCUGCAAGAGCGAGACCAGUGGUGGCAGUGCGGGCUCUCAGGGUGGGAAUCCUCCCCCCAGCACCCCGAUCACAGUGACAGGACAUGGCCUGGUAGUUCAGAGUUCAGAGCAGCUCCUGCAUAUUAUCUACCAGAGGGUCGAUAAGGCCGUGGGCCUGGCUGAGGCUGCUCUGGGUCUUGCCCGGGCCAACAAUGAGCUGUUAAAGCAUCUCCAGGAGGAAGUAGGUGAGCUAAGGCAAGGGAAGGUGUCCACCCUUGAUGAAGAUGGAGACGGCAUGGCACACAGUUCCCCACCUGAGGAGACUGGGCCUCUCAAGGAGAGUCCUGGGGAAGCAUGCAAGGCUUUGUCUGCUGUGGAAGAGGAGUGUGACAGCGUGGGCAGUGGCGUGCAGGUGGUGAUCGAGGAGCUGCGGCAGCUGGGAGCAGCCUCAGCAGUGGGGCCUGGGCCUUUAGGCUUCCCAGCCACUCAGAGGGACAUGCGGCUCCCAGGAUGCACCCUGGCUGCCAGCGAAGGGGCCCCGCUGCUCAAUCCGCUGGUGGAUGAUUAUGUGGCCUCUGAGGGUGCAGUUCAGCGCAUGCUGGUCCCUGCUUAUGCCAAACAGCUUUCACCAGCUGCACAACUGGCUAUCCAGCGCACAACCUCAGACACAGGGCCAGAAAAUGGAACCAAGCUGCUACCGUCUCGCCCUGAGGAUGCACUCAGCGCUGCUGCUGUGCUGGACAGUGCCUUGGAAGAGUCAGGCCCUGGAGGCACUGGAGAGCUGAGACACUCGCUAGGGUUUACUUCUUCUCCAUGUAGGACCAGAGGGAGUGGGCAGAAGAAUUCCAGGCGCAAGCGGGAUCUGGUACUCUCUAAAUUGGUCCAUAAUGUGCAUAACCACAUCACCAAUGACAAGAGAUUCAAUGGGUCUGAAAGCAUCAAGUCCUCAUGGAAUAUUUCAGUAGUGAAAUUCCUUCUGGAAAAGCUCAAGCAGGAGCUGGUGACCAGUCCCCACAAUUACACUGAUAAGGAGCUAAAAGGAGCCUGUGUGGCCUACUUCCUUACUAAGAGGCGUGAGUACCGCAACUCUCUGAACCCUUUUAAAGGCCUGAAGGAAAAAGAAGAGAAGAAACUUCGAAGUCGCCGAUACCGGCUUUUUGCCAACCGAUCCAGUAUCAUGAGGCACUUUGGACCUGAGGACCAACUCCUGUGGAAGGAUGUGACAGAAGAGCUGAUGUCAGAUGAAGAGGACAGUCUUAACGAGCCAGGUGUCUGGGUGGCCCGCCCUCCCCGUUUCCGGGCCCAGCGCCUCACAGAGCUCUGCUAUCACCUGGAUGCUAACUCUAAGCAUGGCACCAAAGCUAAUCGUGUGUAUGGGCCUCCCUCAGACAGAUUACCUUCUGCGGAGGUCCAGCUGCUUCCACCAGAACUUUACAAUCCUAAUUUCCAAGAAGAGGAAGAUGAUGGAGGUGAUGAGAAUGGACCUGUGUCCCCAUCUUUUGACCAAUCCCACAAAACCUUCUGUCCUGACUUGAACUCAUUCAUUGAAAUCAAGGUGGAAAAGGAUGAGUGAAAUCUAUAGCCAAGAAUAACUCGGGCUUCUGCCACUCCCCCAUAUCCCAGAAAUGGGCAGUGUGGGGCUUCCCAGAAUAAUGAAAUGCCCUCUGCAGUCUGA
Molecule: messenger RNA, 4006 nt
Organism: Choloepus didactylus (southern two-toed sloth)
Lineage: Eukaryota; Metazoa; Chordata; Mammalia; Pilosa; Megalonychidae
Gene: C4H14orf93
Product: chromosome 4 C14orf93 homolog
Exons: 7
Coding region: 2285-3904 (539 amino acids)
Source: RefSeq, a predicted model, not a curated record